AUAGAAUGGCAGAGUUGAGUCAACCUCCUGCCCGGAAGAGUUUUCUUGAGGUCAGUGGCGACCGCAUUGCUCUGCCGCCUCUUAUCUCCUUCCCCAUUUCCGGGCUCCUUCUGGUUCUCUCCUGGACUUUUCUCCUCUUCCCCCAAGCCCCCCUCGCAGCUUCAAUCCUCCGAUCAAGCGGCCUCAAGAUCAGCCUCUGAAGCACUUCAACUUCUGGGUUCCUGUCAUAAUCCAAGUCCCCUUUUCUUCUUGUUUUCUUAAAGUAGAUCUCAGUUUCUGCAGUUGACUCUCGGUGUGUGCGCGGUCAUUGAGCUUGGUUUGGUCCUUUGGAGGAGUUGAAGUGAAGGCAAGAUCAUCUUCUCUUUGCAGUUUCAGCUGAAACUGAGGUAAGCUCUACAAAAAGAAGAGCCAAAAAGGAGAAGGGGGUUUAGCUGAUCUGCGAGUAAUCUGUGGAGUCCUGCAUUUUUUUUCCUGGUAAAUCUAAGCACAGAUAUUUGGGCAAUUUUCAACUGUAGCCCACCGUUAAUAGAUACAAUUCGAGCGCUUGGUUUUGGAGUUUUCUUGGGCAAUCCCCACUUUUCACAUUGUUCGAUCCAAACAAUGGGUGGGAAAUUUAGUAAGAACAAGGAAGUAGACUCUUCAUCAAUGGAAGACAGCAAUCCUAGGUACCAGUCUGACCUGACCUCUUAUGAAGCUGCCUGUGAAGCCGACCCGAGCUUGCAAAAUUUUGACAAGACCUUGCAUGACCGAGCUGAUAGAGUAAUCAGAACACUAGCAGGUGGUGAUGUAGCUCAAUCACUAACAUUCAACUCUCUGGGAGAGGUGACCACUGGCCUUCUUGAGAUGAACCAUGAAGUAGCUAAGAUGAUUCUUGCAUCCAAAGAAGACAUAUGGAAUGACAAAGAGCUGUCCCAUUUAGUGGAGUAUUACUUCAACCAUGGCCUGCAGAUACUAGAUUUCUACACUUCCCUCGAGAAAUGCCUGCGGCGGGCCCGCGAUAGCCAGUUGAGGAUUCAGCUUGCACUUAUGCGCUUUGAGGAAGAGAGAGCAGAGGAUGUGGGAGGGGAGAGGUAUGUCAAGACAUUGCAGGAGCUCCAGAAAUUCAAAGAAGCGGGCGAUCCGUUCGCGGGCGAGUUCUCCCAGCUCUUUCACUCGGUGCAUAAGCAGCAGGUGGAGAUGUUGCAGAAGUUGCAGGCUCGCAAGAAGCAGCUUGACAAGGAUCUUAAAUCUUCACAAACUUGGAGAAGGGUGACCAAUGCCAUAUUCGUCACCGCCUUCGUGGCCACUUUGAUCUUCUCGGUCGUGGCGGUCGCAAUCGCUGCGCCGCCUGUCGCAAGCGCUCUAGCCGCUGCUCUGGCAGCUCCAAUAGGGACAGUUGGCAAGUGGUGCGAUUCUUGGUGGAGGAACUACCGAAGGGCGCUAAAAGGGAAAAAGGAGUUGAUAAGCCUAAUGAAAGUGGGAACCGAGUUCUCGAUUUAUGACUUGGAGACGAUUCGGUCGCUUGUGAGUAAGCUGGAAAUCGAGAUUGAGUCAAUCCUGCAAAACGCCGACUUCGCUCUUGGAGAAGAAGAGGAAGAAGCGGUGAAGCUUGUAAUGUUGGAGACCAAGAAAAGGGUGGAAGUCUUCAUGAAAACUAUCGACGAUCUCAGUAAUCAAGCUGAUAAGAGUAGCCGCCAGAUACGGAUGGCGAGGACUGUGAUACUGCAGAGGAUAAUUGGAGAAUCCAGCCGUUAGUUCUUUUUUUAUGCUUAGAAAUUUAACGGUUAAUGCAGUUCACCGUCUUAGAUGAACUUUUAUGUUGCAAAGAUCAUAUCGCUUUGCUCCUUUUGGUUGAACUUGAUUUGGCUAAUGUGCCUUCAACCAAUCCAUGCAAAUACUAGGAUUAUGGAGGUCAAUAACAAUGAAGCAGUUCUUCAUAGGUGUGCUUCCAAAGUGCAGACGCCUCUCUCCGGGAGAACUUUUACCUGUUUGGCUUCAUCCUGUUAAUCUAGCUGUAAUGCCAUUGCCGAUUUGUUUGCUUGCUUCACUGAAAGAGAAAAAAAUUUGAUUCAAG
Messenger RNA from Rhodamnia argentea, 2053 nucleotides. RefSeq names its product UPF0496 protein At2g18630-like. The transcript has 2 exons. Lineage: Eukaryota; Viridiplantae; Streptophyta; Magnoliopsida; Myrtales; Myrtaceae. Bases 601 to 1734 code for a protein of 377 amino acids. The record is from RefSeq and is a predicted model, not a curated record.